AUGAAGUCUAGUACGCUGUUGGUCCAGGACGCCAAGGAUUACCGCUUCAAUCCGUCCAUACCUUUGAGGAUCUAUUUGAAAACAUGCAUCGGCAUCUUGGAAAAGGCACAGUGUGCGUUCCAGGCCAGCGAUUUAUCGCUGGCGUUUAUUUAUUAUUUUAGAUAUGUGGAUUUGUUGACUAAUAAGCUGUCUAUGCACCCCGAACUGUCGUCCGUGGAUCCGUCCUCGUCCUCGUCCUCGUCGUCUAUCUAUAAAAGGGAAUAUCUGCAACUCAUAAAAUUGGAAGUGCCCGCAGUUUGCAAAAUUAUCGAAAGCCUGCGGAGGCAGCUCGACUCGCAGUACAGUAAACUGCAGACUUCGCUGGCCAAUAACAUAGCUAAACCAACCACAACUUCCGUGCAGCCGCAACAACAGUCACUGCCGAAGAAGUCCUUCGACGAAUAUAGCUUCAACCAGUCAAUCUCUUUUUUCCAGAAAAUUUCAAAUUCACAACUAAACACCACAACCAGCCCGCAAAAUCAAAAUCAGGAUACCUCCCGCGAUGAAGCUUACAGACUGAAUUAUCCGGAACUGCCACGCCUGACGUUCUCCACAUAG
This is a messenger RNA of Saccharomyces kudriavzevii IFO 1802, 597 nucleotides long. RefSeq names its product Rfu1p (gene RFU1). Lineage: Eukaryota; Fungi; Ascomycota; Saccharomycetes; Saccharomycetales; Saccharomycetaceae. Gene Ontology annotation, cellular component: membrane; endosome. Gene Ontology annotation, biological process: protein K63-linked deubiquitination. Gene Ontology annotation, molecular function: K63-linked deubiquitinase activity. The transcript has a single exon. Bases 1 to 597 code for a protein of 198 amino acids. The record is from RefSeq and is a predicted model, not a curated record.